Molecule: messenger RNA, 1537 nt
Organism: Strongylocentrotus purpuratus (purple sea urchin)
Lineage: Eukaryota; Metazoa; Echinodermata; Echinoidea; Camarodonta; Strongylocentrotidae
Product: urease accessory protein D
Exons: 8
Coding region: 93-1058 (321 amino acids)
Molecular function (GO): nickel cation binding
Source: RefSeq, a predicted model, not a curated record
CUCAGCGGAACAACCGUCGCGUCGCAUCAGAGACUGACGCUGAACUGGCUGAACAUUUCAUUUGAAGCUUACAGUCUAACUCUGGCGUUAAUAUGGGUUCCGUAGAGCAAUUUGGGUGUGGAUUUUUUGAAAAUACUACGACAGAUCAUUGUCAGCAUGGAGAACAAAGUAGAGACGAACAAGAAUUUAAUGCCAAAAUUCACUUUGAACGGCGAGGCGGGAUGAAUAACCCCGACGUAUUCGGUCAUUAUAAAACAAAUGCUGCAGAUGUAUAUUUCACAUACCCGGUGAAGUUGAUGCUCCCAAGUCAUGCCAGCUCUUCCAAUUGCCAGUGGGUCUACUCCAUUAAUUACGGGGGUGGCAUAGUUUCUGGUGACAGUAUCAAGGUUCAGAUCAGGCUGAAGGAUAACUGCUGCGCCAUGCUUACAACUCAGGCAACCACAAAGGUUUAUCACAGUGAAGAAGGCCAGGUCAGUUUGCAGACACUGGAAGGUGUUGUCGAGAGUGGAAGCGUCCUGGCUGUUCUACAGGACCCCGUCACAUGUUUUGCUAAUGCCAGAUACAGACAGACACAGACCUUUGAUGUGAGUGAGGAUGGUAACCUGGUGUUCAUGGAUUGGCUGACUGCAGGAAGAAUCGCCAGAGGAGAACGAUGGGAUUUCACCAGCUAUUCCAGUUGCAACUCUGUAACCUACAAUGGUAGCCAUGUCUUCCGGGAUGCAAUCUCUCUUGAAAGCACUCCACUCAGCAGCAUCAGACAGAGGAUGGGGCAGAACACAGUCAUAGCCUCCUGUGUCAUGCUUGGCCGCAAGUUCAGCGAUGUCGGCAAAACCGUGUUGGCAAAGUAUGGUGGGAUGCAAGACUACGGUGUGAAGUCGAAUGAGAACAUCACAGUGGCUGUCAGUCCGAUUGAGACGACAGUCGAUGGUAAAGAGGUUCCGGGAGUUGUUGUCAAGUUUGCAAGUACAUCAGUCAGUCUGGUGUAUUCCAAGGCAGAGGAGAUUCUAAGCCCUCUCUUUCCCAUGCUGGGUGGGAACCCUUUCCAGGACAAGCACUGAGUAGAAACCACUUCGGUUUCUCGGCUUUGUAGACAGGUUCCUUUAGUACAUGUUUCAACGAGAAACAAUUUUCAAGGGAAACAAAAAAUGUGGUCUUUAUAGACAGGUGGUCUUUGUAGACAGGUGGUCACUAAAGCAGGUUUGACUGUAGUUAUGGCUUGCUCAGAUAUGCCAUGUGUAAAUGAAUAGCAACUGUGCACAAACAAAGAUCCCGCGCUUAUUCACUGAGCUCUGUGACUUAUACGGAAAUGAGAAGCUUUCUAGAUGAUUUAAUCACAGAAUGUGGAGCAACAGGGUAUGAAAUGCUGAAACGAAUGGCUCAAGACCAAGGAACUUGGAGAGACACUUGAUAUAGAAUUUUGAGUGGGUCACUGAACCUGUCAUAAACUGACAGAUCACUUUUGAUGAUGAUUACUCUUUAUUUAAAAAAAUAUGCGGUUCUUUGCAGGUGUGAAUAAAUGGCAAAUUUGCACAGCAAA